GGAGCUGCCAGUCUUCUGCUCUAACGCCCUCAGUAAGAGCAAAAGUAAGCGGGCGGCUGACUGGCGGGACACGCGGCCUUCUCCUGAACCAGCAGCAAAGCCUCGGGAACGCCCCAAAAAGAAGAAGCCACGAUUUAGGUCGCCGAGCCGCAGGCCUUUCUUCUUCGCCGCUCGCUGUUUAGUGCUUAGUGCUGUUGUGGCAAAAAUCCAGAAAAAUAGAACAAAGAAGAAGAUGGUUGGAAAGGAAGCCUUUCAUCUAGUUUUGUAUGAUAAUGGCAACCGGACCCCGGCAACAACAACUCAUGUUUUUCUUAGCUCUAGAGUGCAACAAAACCUCUAUUUUUUGAGGAUGUUCAGCAGAAUGUGAAAGCACAGAAGCUGAUAAAUGAAGCCAUUUAGCAGUGCUGCAAAGCUAUGGGCAUAAUAUUGGCUGCCUGUUUGUUUUGGUUCCAAUUUAAUAUGUUGAUAAUUACCUAUAAAGCAGCAGUGGGUUGCUCCCAGUUCAGUCCAGUUCUUGCGAACCAGUAGUAAAAGCAAUGGGAGGCUCCACCCACCUAUCCGGAUGUCACCAUAGACAAUUUGCGUAUGCACAGCAGCGCACAUGCUCCCGUUGCAAACUGAUAAUAAAGAAAACAUAUUUUAAGACAAUAAAGCAAGAAAUGUCUUCACUGAAGGGUAAAAUUCAGACUGUAUUGGGCCUGAUAGAGCCUAGCCAACUGGGCUACACGAUGACGCAUGAACACUUGACAAUGGGCUUCAGCUGCUGUUACUAUCCACCACCUCCAGGUCAAGAAGUUCUUUCUGAAAAACCCAUUGAGAUGAAGCACUUGUUUUGGCUUAAACAGAACCCUUAUAGCCACAAAGAGAAUCUUCUGCUUUAUGAAGAGACUGAUGCUGUGAGAGAAGAGCUCCUUCAUUACAAGGCUGCAGGAGGUGGAAGCAUAGUAGAAAACACCACCACUGGGAUAAUGCGAGAUGUGAAGAUACUAAAACAGCUUUCAGAAGAAACUGGUGUCCAUGUUAUUGCUGGGGCAGGUUUUUACGUAGAUGCUACUCAUUCCUCUGAGACUAAAGCUAUGACUGUGGAAAAGUUGACAGAAGUUAUUGUUAAUGAAGUUCUCAAUGGAGCUGAUGGAAGCAACAUCAAGUGUGGUGUAAUAGGAGAAAUUGGCUGCUCUUGGCCUUUGACUGACAGUGAAAACAGAGUUCUUAAAGCAACAGCACAUGCCCAGGCCCAUCUUGGCUGUCCAGUCAUCAUUCAUCCAGCCCGAAAUGGGGAUUCACCUUUCCAGAUCAUUAGAAUUUUGCAGGAAGCUGGGGCUGACAUCUCAAAAACUGUCAUGUCUCAUUUGGACAGGACUAUAUUUGAUGAGAAGAAACUAUUAGAGUUUGCCAAACUUGGAUGCUACUUAGAAUAUGACCUUUUUGGAACCGAAUUUAUUUCCUAUCAUAUGAAUCCUGAUGUUGACAUGCCAAGCGACAACGAAAGAAUUUUACGAUGAAACUAGAGGUGUAUCAAUAUGAUAUUGUAUACGAUUCCUAUCAGUUCUAUAUCCGAAUCAGGCCUUGUGGAUAAAACAAAGGAUGCAAGAUUAUAGAAGUGUGAAGGCAGUCAGCAUGUAAUCCAUUGAUGCUCUUAUAUCUGAAUCAAAAAACUUUUAAUGCUCUUCUAUAAAAAAGAUCAAAUUGAAAUAUGAAUCAUCUGAAAAAGCAAAAAGUGUGAAAUCACCAGGUAACUAUCACUAUUCUUUUUUAUAUUAAUAUUAAAAGAUUUUCAUAAAAACAAUAUUGAAAUAUAUAUUGCAGUAUUAAGAGUCUAGUCAUAUACAAUUAUUUAAGCCUUCAUGCUCAAGAUUUGUUUUAAAAUAAGUCAUAUUGGAUUAACUAUAUUUAACAAAUAGGCUAUUUGAAGCUGCUAGCACAUCUGAUAUCAGUUCAGCAUAUAACUAAACAAGAAUUGCAUCAGAUCAUUUAUAUGUACUUUAGAUGCAUAAAUAUUUAACCUUUAAUGACCAUUUUUGCAAUGUAUUUAUAGUUUUAUCCUUUAAUAGAUCUAUGAUUUAAUGGUUUUGGAUGUCUGAACUAAAAAAAUAGUUCAAGACUUGAUAAACACUCUUCUGGAUAUUUUUGGAAUUGAAAGAAGUACAAUAUGUCAAAAAUGCCUAUACAUGCCUUUCAAAAGUAUAAAUGAUAGGUUUUCAAAUUAAAUGUUUAUAUAUAGCCCCAUGUUAGUACAGAAAUGUUAACAAUAUAUAAGACUUCCUGCCAUGCAAGAUCACACAGUGGAUUAGAAAGCUUAGAAUUCAUAGAAGCAGAAAAAACCUCUUCUCCUGCAUUGAAUAGCAAGCUUCAGGAAGGCUUAUAAGAUUUGUAAUCACCUUGAACACGUUCCAAUUUAAGCUGCCAUAACAGAGAGUAAUAUCCCAAACAGUCCAAUUUUUGAUUCAUUGCUUCAGAAAUAAUUUACUAUUUAUUGAGGUGAUCUGUCUUGACCACUCUUUAAUCAAUAAAUAUCACAAGGGAUAUUUCCUAAAAAUGAAGAAGCUGUGAAUACCAAUGUCUGAAAUGCACAUCCUUUGGAUCUAUGCUCUUUCUGAGGUAAUAAUUCUAAAUAACAAAGAGGAAAAUGAUACCUUUUGAUGUAUGUGAAUGAUUAUUGAAAUGUGAGGUGAAAUGUACUUGCAUUUCAUUAGGUUUAAAUAUUUAAAUUAUAUUCAAAUUCCACGUGCUUCAUCUAAAUAUUUGUUGGAAUUGCAUACUUGAUAUUACAUCUGAUUAUAUUGGUGCUUUUAUCAUAUGACAUAAACUUAGAAUUAAAUGCUUUAGCGUUAUACAUUGAGGCAAUGGACAGAUGUAAAUGACAUAAAUGCAUAGUGUUACUUACUAUAUACUAUCAUAGAAUAGAAACCAUAAUAAGAGAACUCAAAAAACAGUUUGAACAAUGCAAUAGCUUUCUAUUUAGCUACUGGGCCUUGCAUCUGCAUUAACCUGAAUCCCAUACUCAGUGUACUACCUUUAUAGCUUUUUCUCUUUUGCUUUGUUGUUUUGGGUAGAUAGCAUAAUAUCUUUUUAAAACCUAUAAGGACAGCCUCAGAAGAAUAUUCCAAGCUGUAUUGCUGUACAUGUUAAAGGCAUCUCCAAAUUAAAAUAAUGUGGUGUACAUUACAUAAGUUUCAUGACUGCUCACCUCCUUGGGCUAUAAAGGUAUACAGGGACAGUCAAACUGCAAACAAACUAAUUAUGUUGUAGUCUCAGCAGUUCUAUAUUUAUGCUAACUAUUAAGGAAAGCAAUAAGCUAUGUGGGAAUCCUUUAAAUAUUCAAUAUGUUUCUCUUAAAUAUUUUCUUCCUUACAAGUCGCAUGUAUUUCAGGACUAAUAUUUUUCUCAUUGCAAUGCAAUCUAUAACACUUUGCCCUCUUUUUAAAAGAUAAUUUGUCCACCCUACCAAUAAUUUGUAUAGAAAAUUCAAUUCUCACAGUUCAUUAGCUAUCAAUGCUAUAAGAUCAAAUCAUUGCCCUUAGAAUAUCAAUGGAUUACAGCUAGUCACCAAAAUUAAAAAAAUGGCAUAAGGAUUGCUUAUGCCUGCAUAAAUAUGAACUGAAUUCAGUACUAGCAAGAUCAAUAUUUGCCUGUUUGUUUGGUGACUGAAUUAAUUUAUAAAUGUCUGAAGCUAUAGACUUAGUCUAUCUUCAAGCUAAUAUGAACAUUUGUUUUCAUACAACAUGCCAUGCACUAGAUUUUGUUGUUUUUAUUUCAGUCAAAUUUUAAAUAGAAAAAGUUUUCCUUGUAAUCUGAUAUGUCAGAACUGUACAUUAACUAAUUAAUGUAAUAUAAUGUAUAAUAUAAUGUAAUAUAAUAUUUACAA
This is a messenger RNA of Ahaetulla prasina, 3865 nucleotides long. RefSeq names its product phosphotriesterase related (gene PTER). The record is from RefSeq and is a predicted model, not a curated record. The transcript has 6 exons. Gene Ontology annotation, molecular function: zinc ion binding. Bases 537 to 1502 code for a protein of 321 amino acids. Gene Ontology annotation, biological process: catabolic process. Lineage: Eukaryota; Metazoa; Chordata; Lepidosauria; Squamata; Colubridae.